Molecule: messenger RNA, 5097 nt
Organism: Cotesia glomerata
Lineage: Eukaryota; Metazoa; Arthropoda; Insecta; Hymenoptera; Braconidae
Product: homeobox protein abdominal-B-like
Exons: 2
Coding region: 2619-4094 (491 amino acids)
Biological process (GO): regulation of transcription by RNA polymerase II
Cellular component (GO): nucleus
Molecular function (GO): DNA-binding transcription factor activity, RNA polymerase II-specific; RNA polymerase II cis-regulatory region sequence-specific DNA binding
Source: RefSeq, a predicted model, not a curated record
UUGCAACUGUCAUUCUCAUUAUACCGUUACAUUGUAUAUAAUAAUAAUAUAUCCACCCGAACUAAUAUUAUAGGCUGCGUGUGCGUGGCUCGCGUGCAAUUUGAAGUAAGGCGUGCUGCCCUCAGUUGUUGUCAGAUCGUUUUACUUUAGUGCCCAUAAAAGUACCGAGAUUUAGACUGCACAAUACAUCCGCGACAUAUGUAUUGCCCUGUAUAGACGUUACAUGUUACACAUUAAACGCAUUGUUCAGUACACACAUCAUAGGUCAUGAAAAUUGAUACUGAUUUUUUUUCUCUGCUAUUAAAUUUUCAUAUUGGACAAAAAUAAUUCAAUCGUUAUCUUAAUGUGAUUCUCAUUUAGUUUUUCGAAAUCACGCACUUGAAUGACCUCGAUUAUUUUAGACGAUAAACGUUCUGACGAUAAAGUAAUUCAACGCCAAGCAGAAGUAAUGAAGAACAAUAAUGAGAAAUGAAAAAUAUUAGUGGAUAUGACCUUCCUCAAUAUUUAACAAAUAAAUAUGUUUUUUUUUUUUUUUUAUCUAUAUCUUAAUGUGUAUACGAAUGGGUAUACAAAAAUACGUAUGGUAUAAUAGACCGAAUUGUUGAUUUUGAAAGGUCCUCCGGCAAUAACUUUUGAUCGGCAAGACAGUAAAGUAGAGUCACAUAUAUGUUAGUCACGUUGGACGAGAAUGAGACAGGUAUGAGGUACGUAGUGGAUCAAGAGGAGGAACGACUAAAACAUUGGGCGCGUGUGUAAGAAGCGGGGGAUAAAAUGUAUGCAUGCUAGCUAGUGUAGCGUGUAGCAUGUAGAAUGCCAUCCGCGUUACUCGCGUAUCAACACACGAGGAAGGGCAAAGGGGAGGAGGGGAAGAAGCGACAAGCCAUCGCGUCUAGAAGGUGGGGAUUCCACCAGCAGCGGAGUUGGUUAAGUUACCGAGAGAUCGCGCUGAUGUUGUUUUUUAGCUUGUUCGUUCGUGGGCUCCGCGCGACUGCCAGAGCUCAGUUGUCGCUCAGUACGGCUCAGCGCGGCCAGUCGAAAAGAAAGGGGGUUUGACUUGCAUAUGUGUGCCUAUACGUACGCGUGUGCGCGACUCCUUUGCAUAAUUCUCAAUUAUAAUAAGUACCUGAAAUUGUCAAAACCCCUGAGGGUCACCAGGCCCAGAAGCUAUUCUGGCCAUCUUCUACCUGCCUGUCGGCCAACAAGGUCAUAAAAGGGAUACUACGGACCUAUAGAAAAGAGAAAUAAGAAUUGGGAAGAAAAAGAAACGAUUAGGGCAAUAAGAGAGGCUACCAAGUUUUUGGAAGUAGUUAUUACCAAUUCCCAGUAUUGCUUUUAAGUUUGGUCACUGGGAUAUCAUAAAAAGGGGUGGAUAGUUUUAUGGUUUUUUUUUUUUUUUUUAUUGCAUUUGCGGUAAAAUUCAAAUGUGUCAGUGAUAAAGUGAGACAUUGAUACAACAAAAAAGUACAACAAUAAAUAAAAAAUAAAUAAAAGUGAACUUUGUAGUAUAAUAAUGAUGUUAAGAAAAGGUUUAUUAUUGAAGGGAUACACGCAUAAAUGUGUGAGUUCUGUCAUUCGUGUAGGACGAUAAAAUAUUUCAAUCUUAGCCCAACUGGUUUUUGAAUAUUGUGAAAUAUUAUAAUAAUUUAAAAAUAAUUUAACUAGCUAAAGUAAAGAAGUAUUUUAUGUUGCCAAGUGUUUUUUGUCACAAUUUAUUGCAUAUUUAAAGUUAAACAGUUUACGUUAAGAACGUUGAUGCCAAAGUGUGCUGUGUUUUUGUUUUCUGUUACAACCUUUUCAUCUACUGGAUUUCUCAUCUGGAUCAUCUCAACGCCGGUUUAAAAAAAUAAAUAAUUAUUCGUAUUGGAUAAAAACAAUUUUACACGUGGGCGACACGUCAAACACUUAUCAUCGUGUUUUCUUGGCGGGAUUAUCCACGCGUCCGCUAUCAAUCCAAACUCUCCACCCUAACCCUUUCUUACCCUAUUUUAAUCGGUUUUCAUCCCUGCCAACUAUUUUCUACCGUUUCUCCAUCCUCAAUUUGCCACCCUUCCACCUGUCUACUGCGGUGGUACGCGCGGGGUUGCUUACACGCAUACUCACUCCUGCGCACACACACACGCGCACACAAACUCCCGUAUCGGAUCGUGCCCCUACCUUUUAACAUUCAUUCCCUACACAUAAUCUCUCUUUAUUUUCCUCAUAACCUCUCACUCCAACACAACCCAUCUUUCUCUCCAUCCAUUCUAUUUUCGUUUCGACAUCCCACUUAUUUUUUACCUAUUACAUCCACUCAACGUUCCUCUAUUUAACACCUCACCAAUGACAAUCCUAAUCCGGGCAAUGGUAAUCCCCGAAUACACUUCAUUCCUCUUUACUAAUCAUUAACCUGAACCGUCAUCCAUCCCUACACCCUUGGUGUUAACAAUUCAAAUUUUGCAAACCAAAACAACGUUAAAAAUAACAAAUCGCAACCGUCGUAAUAACUGUGUCGUUACACUACCACCACGAUCUGCACCAUCGCCGAACACGUGUCUUGUUCAACGGCGACCCUGUACGACAAUGUACACGCCGCGCCGCUAUGCGGCUCCGGCGUUGGCCAUCCUGGCUCAAUUACAUCGAUGGGUACAGCCACCGGAGCGGGAAAUUCCACCGGGGUGACCUGGUGGGCCAUGAUGAACGGUGGCGUCUACGAAGAAAGUCCGCCACCAAUUCCGCCACCAGCCUCAUCUCUCAUCUCUAUUCACCAGCAGCAGCAGCAGAUUUCAACACCUGGAUCUCAUCAGCAAGCAACUACCCCAAGUUCACCUGGUGCUCCAAGCUCAGUAACCGCCUCCGCACCAGCCCCAACAGCAAGUGCCAGUUCGACAUCUCCAAGCGCUUCCUCCGUUGCCAGCAAUAGUGCCACUGGGCCACUUCACAUUCCAGCUAAAAGAUUGACGGCUACUCCUAUUGCCGGAACAACCUACGGAGAGGUGAAUUGUGUGGAAGGAUCUGCUGCCACUGGAGCGACUGCAGGAGUGAUCAGGCACUCUCACUCGUCCUCUGCGGGCUCACAAGCUGGCUGGACGUCUUACAGCCCCCACAAUCCUCAAGAAGCUUACCACUCGUCAGCUGCAACAGCAGACACGUUGAAUCAUCACCAAGCAUACGGGGGCACAAACCCCCCAACAUACUACAACCUGGCGGACUCCGGAAUAGGAUCGUCCAGAGAUAGUCGGAAGUCCAGUAGCGCCCUGAGCUUUUGGUCCCCAGCAACAGCCAGUUCUGGGCCAGCUACUGGCGCAACUAACUCCGACUACAAAUCCUACAACUCGGCGACUGGAGGAAGCACUGCUGCUACUUCUUCUUCUGGUUCGACACCUGGUGGUGCCUCUGAUCCAGCUGUUUCCAGCGGGCACUCUGGCUUCUCCCAGAGCUGGUGUAACUACUCUCCCUACGCCACUGCUAGGCACCAUCAUUCUGUCGAUACGACACACCAUCAUCCUCAUUCCCAAGCUGGUGUAUCGUAUCUCACCUCCUCGGCGCCAGACGAACGGGGGAGGAUGGCAGCAAUGGUUGCGGCUGAGAGUGCAUUUCCUCAUGAUGGAUACGGAAGUCUGAGGAACUAUGGAGCACCAGAACCCGUUACAUCCAGCCCUUACACGACACCAGGUUCAUUGGGCAUGCCGGUCAGUGUACCUGGAAUGGGCGUUAGCUGUGCAGGAGGGAACCCACUGGAGUGGACUGGACAAGUGACAGUGCGAAAGAAACGUAAACCGUAUUCAAAGUUUCAGACUCUUGAGUUAGAAAAAGAAUUUCUGUUUAAUGCCUAUGUGUCGAAACAAAAGCGAUGGGAAUUAGCACGGAAUUUAAAUCUGACAGAGCGGCAGGUUAAAAUAUGGUUUCAAAAUCGUCGGAUGAAAAACAAGAAAAAUAGUCAGCGGCAAACACAACAAACUAACAAUAACAAUAACAGCAGUGCUAAUAAUGCGAACCAUCACGGUACAGCUAGCGGUAAUCAUCAUCAUCCUGGAAGUACUCACGGGCCAUCGAGUCAUCAUGUUCAAGUCAGCCAGACGCACCACGCAAAUGGCUCUGCAAAACAUCAUCAGUGACCCGUAGCCUUCUCUGGGGUCGUCUUUGGUCACCAACCACAUCAUGCUUCCACUUCAAUACACACCAGUGGUAAUAAUACUCACGGUCUUGCAGCCGCGGCAGCAGCUGCUGCUGCAGCAGUCAGCCAGAGUCAUACUCACAGUCAUAGUACUUUCCAUACUACCCAAUCAUCACAACUAGCAGCAGCUCUGCCUCCUCAUGCUACCAGUACAACUGCUUCAGCAGCAUCUCCAGCUGUUCACUCUCAUCAUCCUCAUCACUCCUCCCAUCAAUUGGCUCAUAUGGCGGCUCAUCAUCAACAUACAAUGCUCUUCCAUCAGUCCAGCCAUGGUCUUGCCGCCUGAGUAUCAGGAUCCUGGUUUUGCUUUAGGUAACAAUCAUCAUUAGACCUUUGCAAUUUGUAAUUUUAGAAAAUUAUAAACCUUUUCGUGAUCAAGACCGUGAUGAAAUUGAUGUUAAUACUGCUAAUUAUGAAACAUCAGGGCUUGUACGAACUCCCAGAGAAUCCGUUAUUUAUAAUAUAAGUACGUGUAUAUGCAUAUCAAGGUGCUUAGAAAAAAAAAAUUUCUUUUCUUACCAUACAAAACGUUUCUUCUAGAUUUAAAAAUAUUUUCCUAACAGCGCAGCUUCCUAUCUUAAUUUUCUAAGAAACACAACGAGCUUUCCUUUUCUCGCAAAAGUAACACGUAAAAAAAUUUUUUAUACAUUUUAUGAUACACAUUUUUAUUGGAAAUUGAAUUCUCUACAAAAAAGCUCUCAUAUGUUUUUUUCGUAACCUCAGCAGGUGAUAAAUUAUUACGAUUUUUACACUUCUUGCAAAGUUGCGUUUUUAGGAAAUUUUUUUUUUUUACACUUAAAAGAAAUUUUUUAGAUGAUAGGAAAAUAAUUUUUUUUCAACACCUUAAUGCAUAUACACAUACAGGAACAUAUAUAGCUAUAUAUAUAAAUUUAUAAAUAUACUAUGUCAUUAAUGAGUUAAAGUAAUAGUACACGUACACUCGA